This is a messenger RNA of Phacochoerus africanus (Common warthog), 4716 nucleotides long. It is a transcript of the gene MPP7, whose product is annotated as MAGUK p55 scaffold protein 7. Gene Ontology annotation, biological process: protein localization to adherens junction. NCBI's taxonomy places the organism in Eukaryota, Metazoa, Chordata, Mammalia, Artiodactyla, Suidae. Bases 260 to 1990 code for a protein of 576 amino acids. The record is from RefSeq and is a predicted model, not a curated record. The transcript has 17 exons. Gene Ontology annotation, molecular function: protein binding. Gene Ontology annotation, cellular component: cell-cell junction; plasma membrane.
GCCGCGGCGGUGCGGAUCCCGCAGGCUCCCCGAUUGUCCUUCGCGGCGGCAGCGGUCGCAACCUCUUUGCCUCCCAGCCGGGGCUGCUGGCGCCGGAGCGAGGCGCGCCCUCCGCGGGCACAGCUGCCCAGAGCAGGAACUGCCUGCACGGUGCAUAAAUCUUGGUGGACGGCGUGGCUGCAGGCCCUCCCGUUGGAACCCAGGCCGCGUUGUGAGUGGAUAGUGUUUGCAGCACCGAGUCCCAGCCCGUGCCUGCAUCAUGCCAGCCUUGUCCACAGGCUCGGGGAGCGACCCAGGUCUGUUUGAGCUCCUGGCGGCUCUGCCGGCCCAGCUGCAGCCACAUGUGGACAGCCAGGAAGAUCUGACCUUCCUCUGGGACAUGUUUGGUGCGAAAGACCUGCAUUCACUGGUGAAGAUUCACGAAAAGCUUCACGACUAUGAGAAGCAGAGCCCUGUGCCCAUCUUGCAGGGGGCGGCAGCCUUGGCCAAUGAUCUGGCAGAGGAACUUCAGAACGGGCCACUAAGCAGUGAGACCAGAGAGCUGUUGAAACUGCUGUCAAAACCCAAUGUGAAGGCGCUGCUGUCUGCACAUGACACUGUGGCUCAGAAGAGUUAUGAUCCGGUGUUGCCUCCCAUGCCUGAAGAUAUUGAUGAUGAGGAAGACUCAGUAAAAAUCAUUCGUCUGGUCAAAAACAGAGAACCACUGGGAGCUACCAUUAAGAAAGACGAGCAGACUGGAGCCAUCGUGGUGGCCAGAAUUAUGAGAGGAGGAGCUGCAGACAGAAGUGGUCUUAUUCACGUCGGCGAUGAACUUAGGGAAGUGAAUGGGAUACCUGUGGAGGAUAAAAGGCCCGAGGAAAUAAUUCAGAUUUUGGCCCAGUCUCAGGGAGCAAUUACAUUUAAGAUUAUACCCAGCAUCAAAGAGGAGACACCGGCUAAGGAAGGCAAGAUGUUUCUCAAAGCCCUCUUUGACUAUGACCCCUAUGAGGAUAAAGCCAUCCCAUGUAAGGAAGCUGGGCUUUCUUUCAAAAGGGGAGAGAUCCUUCAGAUUAUGAGCCAAGAUGAUGCAACGUGGUGGCAGGCGAAGCAUGAAGGUGACGCCAACCCUAGGGCCGGCCUGAUCCCCUCCAAACACUUCCAGGAAAGGAGACUGGCUCUGAGACGACCGGAAAUCUUAGUCCAGCCCGUGAAGGUUCCCAACAGAAAAUCAUCUGGUUUUAGGAGGAGUUUCCGUCUUAGUAGGAAAGAUAAGAAAACAAACAAAUCCAUGUAUGAGUGCAAGAAGAGUGACCAGUAUGACACCGCUGACAUUCCCACCUAUGAGGAGGUGACACCCUAUCGACGGCAGACUCAUGAGAAGUACAGGCUCGUCGUCUUGGUGGGUCCUGUGGGAGUAGGUUUGAAUGAACUGAAACGGAAGCUGCUGAUCAGUGACACACAGCACUAUGGCGUGACGGUGCCCCAUACCACCAGACCAAGAAGAAGCCAGGAGAGUGAUGGCGUUGAAUAUAUUUUCAUUUCCAAGCAUUUAUUUGAGACAGAUGUACAAAAUAACAAGUUUAUUGAAUAUGGCGAAUAUAAAAACAAUUAUUAUGGCACAAGUAUAGACUCGGUUCGGUCUGUCCUAGCUAAGAACAAAGUUUGCUUGCUGGAUGUUCAGCCUCACACAGUAAAGCACUUAAGGACACUAGAAUUUAAGCCCUAUGUGAUAUUUAUAAAACCGCCAUCAAUAGAGCGUUUGAGGGAGACAAGAAAAAAUGCAAAGAUUAUUUCAAGCAGAGAUGACCAAGGUGCUGCAAAGCCCUUUACAGAAGAAGACUUUCAAGAAAUGAUUAAAUCUGCCCAAAUAAUGGAAAAUCAAUAUGGUCAUCUUUUUGACAAAAUUAUAGUAAAUGAUGACCUCACCGCGGCAUUCAAUGAGCUAAAAAUGACUUUCGACAAAUUAGAGACAGACACCCACUGGGUUCCAGUGAGCUGGUUACAUUCAUAAGGAAGAGAAAUUGCCAUAAUUUCCGUUUUGGUAGCGUGCACGACUGAAUCAGUCACCCUGGUGGAGGUAGGGGUUUUUAAUCUGUAUCACUGUUAUAGAUGUAAAAUCUUGGUUAAAAUCAAAUGUUGUUGUUUUUCUAUCUUCUUACAGCCUCAUUUCAAACAUAGUGUUUGAGUAAGAUCCAAGAUCAAAAUUUGCACAGUACUGUAUUCUGAGCAGAGCUUUGGACCUUCGGGUUGUCUUGAAUAUGUAUCUGUUUCCAAGGUGAGGAGGGACUUUUUAGAGAGACAGAGCUAAAGAAUAUAUAUGGGAGUUCAGCGCUUCAGCUGGUCUCAGACCCAGUCACUGGCAUUGGGUUGCAUGUUCGCUGCUGAUUGUUAACUCUGUAGCCUUGAGCAGCUCCAGUCAAGCCCUCUUUGCUGUCUUUGGGGUGGAUUAUACUUUUCUAAAAGUGCAACCUUCUCCUUAUUGAGACACAAUCAAUUCACAGGGUGUGCAUUUCAGAAUCUUUCUUUAAAGGAGUUCCUGCAAAUUUGCCUUAGUGAGUGGCCUUUGUGUCAUAGCUUGAGACGGUCUUGUGAGCGCAUGUAUCAGUGACUCAACAAAUGGUUAAUAAGAGAAGGUGGACUUUUAAAAAACUAUUACAUAGGAAACCAAAAACCUUUCCGUAUGGCUUUAUCUUAGUAAGAAUGGUGAUAUCUUGGUGCAAGUAGUGAUGAUGAAAGACAUUUUUAUUUGUAAAUCCUCAGACAUUUCUGGAAUCCCCAGAAAUUCUGGAACCAGUUAUCUGGCUAUGGAUUUUUCUCACUAAAUUAGAAGGAUGAUUCUUAUUCUAAAAGGAGCUUCUCCAUGUUACUGAUACAGUUUAAGGAAAUGGGAUCAUUUUUCAAAUAUGUGCAGCUGACCACCAUAUAUUUAAAUUGCCCUGUAAGAUGUAUUUUAGAAAACUUGGUAUGUAAAGUUAACUUAUUUGUCAUCGAAAUAUUUCUUAAUACUGGCCAGAUACCACCCUAAUCUUGCCAUUUUUAAAGAAACUUGAGAAAGAUUCUUAUAUUGUAAAUAUUUAGGUGGGAUCUCUCAUUUUCCUUUGAUACUACUGAUCUUUGGCGAGUAAAUUAAACACCAGAAACGUCCAUUCGUUGUGUAAGAGAAAUGUUCUCCCAUUCUUGAAUGCAGUAAGACCCUGCCAGUCAAAAAUCAUUGCAUCUGUGACUUUCAAACAGGAAAAAAAAAAGAUUUAUUUUUUGUUGAUUUGUAAAGAGAGUUUAGAUGUCCUGUUUAAGGAAAAAUAGAAUGUAGUAACAUUUUAUAUAUUUAUGAAAUAGCUGAAAGGCAUAUUUUUUUAAUAAUCAAAGGGGAUAUUCAUAAAAUAAAUGGUAUGGAACAGUGUCGAAAUUUAAAAUAGUAGUUUUAUAAGUCAAGGUCGACAUUCCAUGUAAAUAUUUGACCUUUAUCUGUACGCAGAUCCACAGGUGUGUCUUGGGUGCCCAGUGCAUUUCAUAGCAUGAUUCACUGGAUUUCCUUCAGACAUGUCCUAUUUCACAUCUUGAUACACACAGCAAAAUAGGGAGAUAACCAGACAAGGUUACUUAACAACAUAAUCCACGUAGGAGAUUCUAAGCUAAUUAAGUAGUAGUAAGCAGUGUCGUUUAAAAAGGGGUUGGGAGGGUUGCCAGAUCUGAUACUGAAGCCACACUUUAAAGCGGUGUGGCUGGUCUAAGAAAAUACAAACCUUCCUUAGAUGGUUUGGGUGGAAUAGACUCUGAAUCCUGACUGAAAUUUCCGAUAAAUCCAGACUUCCUAUGCAAAGAGUAAUAGGAAAUGACUUAUAAUUUAGGCAGUCCGAAUUCUUUGUUCCAAACUAGUCCACGGUUUGUUUUUGCUUUGGUUGUUUUUUUUUUUUUUUUUUUUUUUCCAUUUGCAGCUCAUUGUCUCAAUUCUUUACUGUGGGCAUAGAAGUUAUAUAGAGUGGUGGAAACGGUGUCCUUUUUGGUGGCGGUGGUGAUGGAGGUGUUAUAAAAAUGUAAUUGUCCACCCGUUCUCCAUUUUUACACUAGAGCUGAACAGUAAUUUUUAAAAUAAUGAAAAGGGGCACUUUGGCAAUAUGAGAAAUCUUUUAUCAGGGAAUAUACAUAUAUAGUCUUGCAAGUGAUGUUGACACGGCCACUUUAAUGCUCAGAAAGAGAUGCGGUUAAAAAUUUCAAAAGGCAGGGCCUAGUCAAGGGUUUGUUGAUAAAUGUUGCAGAGGGCCCUUGAUUCUGUACUUGAUUCUACAUACUGACUUCUCUUUCUAGCAGGAGGGGGCUAGUUCUUUAGGCAGCCUGCUCCCAAGACAGUGUCAGCACUAUUUGAAAAAAUAGGAGUAUUUAUUUUUUUAAGUCCAUAUAUUUGGAAAUCCAAGAUCAAGAAGAUAAGUCUAUAUUCCCAUCAUUAACAAAGGAGAAUUUUUUUUUAAAAGGUGAAAUUGAAAUACAAUUUCUUACCAUUAUUUUACUUACCAAUACAGAUGUUAUCGAUAUCUUUAAGGCUGGCUUUCCCGGUGUUGUGUAAUGACUGAGUGUAUCUAAAUUGUAAUAAUUUAAAAUGGACAAACAUGUAAAACAAAACUGUUGUUAAAAGAUUCCUAAGGAUAUAGAUUUUUAUUAUUUAUUUUCUUUUUGACUAGGAAGAGUUUAUAAAUAAAUGUCAUGGAAAACCUUUGAUCUUAAUAAAGUAUCUUCAAAUUA